Tuber melanosporum (Perigord truffle) is the source of this 2641-nucleotide messenger RNA. RefSeq lists its product as uncharacterized. The record is from RefSeq and is a predicted model, not a curated record. Gene Ontology annotation, molecular function: RNA binding. Gene Ontology annotation, cellular component: mitochondrial inner membrane. The transcript is spliced from 3 exons. Lineage: Eukaryota; Fungi; Ascomycota; Pezizomycetes; Pezizales; Tuberaceae. Bases 66 to 2501 code for a protein of 811 amino acids.
CUCACUAAUUACCCAAGUGCAAUCAUCAAAAUCCAUCUCCAUCCCCCCCCCCGGCAGCAGAAGGCAUGAAUCGGGGCCUCUGCUCUUUCCUGCGUCAGCCACCUCCUGGCCGCCGCCUGCUGCCGAACUUCUGCUUCACCCCUUGGUCUCGAACCAACGGGAAUGUUUCAAAUCGGUUGCAUACGAAUUGGAAGUUGGGAAGGAGAUACUCGAGUACUAUCGGUUUGCAAAAGAGCGGAUUUAUAGACGUGGCGCCAGGGGAGGGUUUGUUGUUUUUUGAUAAUGUCUACCCCCUCAAAACGGCAAUCUACGACAUCCGCUACCUAAUGAUGCGCUACGACAAGCAAUCCAUAGAAUCGCGCAUCCGGGCGCAAUACAUUCCGGAGGGCCUCCUCAACUCGGAAUUCACUAUAACGGAAAUAGUGCCAAGAUUGAAAGAGGGAGGUGCAUUCGUCAAGUUCCGCUCACGGAACGUGGAAGAGACGGAAGCCAUCAUCGCGGAUUUCCUCAGAGAAAAGAAAUUGAAGCCUUGGUUCUCGCCGUUCAAGCGGGUUAGGGCAUUCAUUGUAAGGGGGAAACCGUGGUUAGAAGACUUGUAUAGGUUUCCGAGCACGAGGUUGAAGGUGGAGUUUAUUGGUGGUGAGGGGAGUCUUAGCCAGGAGGCUAUAUAUGCACUUUUUAGGCGGUACGGGAGGAUUAUCGACAUACUCCCUCAACCGCCGGGAUCGAAGGAAUUACCAAAGUUUACGAUUGUGCAGUACCUCCGUACGCGUAGUGCUACUGCAGCAAGGAAUUGUCUGCACGGGUACACGAUCCCAGGAACGGAGGCUGUUCUUGGAAAGGAGCCUGGUGUGACGUUAAGGGUUCUGUACGAGAGGGCUAUCAAGACUAAUUGGAUAAAGGAUUGGCUGUUCAAUCAUCCGAGAAUUGUGAUCCCGCUGGUAGCAGCGUUCGUAGCAACAUUCACCGUCGCCAUAUUCGACCCUGUAAGGACUUGGUUCAUCAAAGCCAAGAUCACCGGAGCCUUGAAUAUUAGCGAUAACACAUACUAUAAUUGGUUGAAGAGACAUACUAUCGGGAUGUUGCCUAUCGGAGCCAAGCACACGGACAUGGAUGAUUUAUGGGCGGUCUGGGAUGAGCGCAAGGAACAAGUCGAGCAAUUAAAGGCAUGGCUGUCAGAAACAGUGGAGACGUUCAUCGUCGUGCAGGGCCCCCGAGGGUCCGGGAAGAAGGACCUGGUGGUCGACACCGUGCUAGCGCAUAGGGAGAAUGUCCUCAUCAUCGAUUGUGAGCCCAUCGAUGAGACGCACGGGGACAGUGCAGCUAUCGCUGCGGUCGCGGCGCAGGUUGGGUAUCGGCCUGUAUUCUCAUGGUUGAACACUAUCAGCAGCUUGUUGGAUCUGGCAGCGCAAGGGACUAUUGGGAGUUCAGCAGGGUUCAGUCAGACUCUGGAAACUCAGUUUAAUAAGAUUUUGCAGAACACCGGAACGGCGCUUAAGGUAGUGGCGCUUCGAGAUAAAGGUACCGACAAUAAGGACCAAGGACUCAGCGACGACGAGUACCUCAGCGCACACCCCGAAAAGCGUCCCGUAAUAGUAAUAGAUAAUUUCCUGCAUAUGGAGGGCAAUAGCAUAAUCUACGAGCGUCUCGCAGACUGGGCAGCACUCCUCGUCUCGGCGAACAUAGCCCACGUAAUAUUCCUAACCAACGAUACCUCCUUCAGUAAAUCGCUUGCGAAAUCCCUGCCUGACCGCGUCUUCCGCUCAAUCCUGCUGGGCGACGCUCAGCCAGAUUCCGCAAAGCGCUUCGUGCUAAAGCACAUCGACAACCAACUCGACGGCGCCGCCAAUGAAAAGGCCCGUGCGGAGCUCGACGACAGCAUCCAAGCCCUGGGUGGCCGCCUAACAGACCUAGAGUUUCUCUCUCGCCGCAUCAAAACCGGUGAGACGCCGAAGCAAGCUGUCGGCGCAAUUAUCGAAACCUCGGCGCAAGAGAUCCUCAAGCUUUACCUCCUCGAGGAAGCCGGCCGUGGCAAGCGCACCUGGGCCACCGAGCAAGCCUGGUACCUCGUCAAGACGCUCGCGGAGAAGGGUGAAGUCGCCUACCACCACGUACUCGUCCACGACCUGUUCAAGUUCGCUGGCGAAGAUGCGCUGCAGAACCUAGAACAGGCCGAGCUUGUCACCAUCGUCACGAGGAAUGGACGGCCCUGGUGCAUCAAGCCCGGGCGCCCUGUGUUCCAGGCUGCCUUCGGGCGCCUUAUGGCGGACCGCGUGCUGUGUGCCCGCAUGGACUUUUUGAGCCUCGCUUCGCUAAUUAAGGUCGAGACGGCAGCCAUCCAGAAGGCUGGCGAGGAACUCGAGAAGAUUGCUGGGCUGCCGAAUCGGCCGAAGGAGAGGAUGAGAUUCCUGCUCGCUAAGAUCGCUGAGGCGCAGGGGAAAAUUGACAAGUAUGAGGAGGGGAUGAAAAAGUUGAAGGCGGUGCUUAAGGAGGAAUAUUGACUUGGCUAAGGCGGUGCGGUACGGUUUUUUGUGCACUUCCUGCAUUACUAAUGGGAACACGAGCAUGUAAAUGGAAGUUUAGCCUAGACACCGCUUCGUGCGAAAUCUAGCGAAGGGUACAAACACCCUAUCGCACUCCA